UACUCGUGAGAGUGAAACUGGUCCCAUCCCUUGGUUUCCCAGUCUGAUCCUCUUCUGACAACAUCCAUUGAUCCUUCAACGAACUUUCAAAACUCUGAACCCAACAAUACGACAUCGUUUUUGUCUCUCCAAAACUUUAGAGUUUGUCGAUUACUUUCUUGUCCUUCUUCGUUAUGACGUCUCGAGGGACAAAAUAUGAUGUCCCACUCAAUCUCAGUCUCAAUCUUGAUGACAAUCACAAGCAUGGCUGAGAUGCUGUAACCUUGUAGCAAUAACUUACGAUUUGACUCUCCAUAUUUAAUGAGUCGUAGUUGUAAAUUCUUCUUCUUUUUCUUGGUUAUGAAAAUCCAGAUCAAUGGCUACGAAAAUUGGAUCAAUUAGGCACAGUUUUGCUGAGAGGAGUAAAGAAAGAUUGCUGUCUAGAAAGGGCUAUUCUGAUUUUGGCUUAAACAGCUCAGAUGACAGCGAAGAUGGAGUCAAAGGCAAGUGUUUCCGUUCAUUCUCCGAUGGAAUUAUCAAUUCUUGGAAUACUUUGCAAGAUGUUUCUCGUAAGCUAUAUGAGAUGGGUCGUUCUGAUCCUCGAAAAGUCAUUUUUGCCAUCAAGAUGGGACUGGCUUUGGCUCUUGUAUCACUUGUCAUAUUCCUCAAAGAGCCUCUGGCUGACGUUAGCCAAUACUCGAUCUGGGCAAUUCUUACUGUCGUCGUCGUCUUCGAGUACAGCGUAGGCGCCACUCUUAACAAAGGGUUCAAUCGCGCUUUGGGAACGCUUUCUGCUGGUGGUCUUGCUCUGGGAAUUGCAGAGCUUUUUAUAUACGCUGGAGAAUUUCAAGAAGUUUUUAUUGUGAUUAGUAUUUUCCUCGCAGGGUUCUGUGCAAGUUAUUUGAAGCUUUAUCCAACUAUGAAAACAUACGAAUACGGAUUUCGAGUAUUCUUGUUGACAUAUUGUAUCGUUCUCGUGUCUGGAAGUUCAACAACAUUUUUCCAAACAGCAUUCUAUCGAUUAGUGCUGAUUGCAGUUGGUGCUGGAAUAUGCUUGGUAAUAAAUGUUUUUGUAUUUCCCAUCUGGGCAGGGGAGGAUCUGCACAAAUUGGUGGUGAAAAAUUUCAAGGGCGUCGCUGCUUCCUUGGAAGGCUGUGUUGAUGGAUACUUGCAAUGCGUUGAAUAUGAGAGGAUUCCUUCAAAAAUUCUCACCUAUCAAGCUUCUGAUGACCCCCUGUACAGUGGCUACAGAUCUGCUGUACAGUCUUCAAGCCAAGAGGAAUCCCUGCUGGACUUUGCAAUAUGGGAGCCACCUCAUGGCCCUUACAGAACGUUCAAUUAUCCCUGGAGAAACUAUGUUAAAGUAAGUGGUGCACUGAGACAUUGUGCAUUUAUGGUGAUGGCUAUGCACGGGUGCAUACUUGCGGAAAUACAGGCUCCAGAAGAAAAGCGACAGGAAUUUGCUAGUGAGCUGCAAAGGGUUGGUAAUGAAGGAGCUAAAGUAAUACGCAACCUUGGAGACAAAGUUGAAAAGAUGGAAAAGUUAAGUGCCGGGGACAUACUACUAGCAGUGCAUGAAGCAGCAGAGGAGCUGCAAAUGAAGAUAGAUAAUAAAUCAUAUCUUCUGGUGAAUUCGGAAAGCUGGGCAGACAUGGCAAAGCGAAAGGAGUUUCAAGAUCCUGAGAACUCCAUUGAAGUUAAAGAUGAUGAAAAAAAAGUGAUCACAUCCCUUGAAUCAUGGGGUGAUGCUCAGCACUCAAACCUGGGGAUGAGCCCUCCCAUGCCAGAAUGGAUUUCCUCAGAGAAUAUUUCCAGAAGUUCAUUAGCCUGGCCACGCCUGUCAUUUCAUAAUGCAGAGACCAUGCAGUUGGUUGAACAGGAAUCAAAAGUAUAUGAAAGUGCUAGCUCUUUAUCUUUAGCAACAUUUGCUUCACUCCUGAUAGAGUUUGUUGCAAGGCUUCAAAAUCUUGUGAAUGCAUUCCAAGAACUAAGUGAGAGAGCAAAUUUUAAGGAACCCAGUGAAGCAAAUGCAGUGCCAAAAGAAGUGGGAUUUUGGACGAGAUUGAGGAGGUGCAUUGGUUAAAAUUCAAUAUUAUAUACUCCAUUGGAAAGACUUUGAUUUACUGGUUUGUGAUUGUUUUAGUCUCUUCAAAACAAAGUGUACUUCUGUAAUGAACAUUUGCAGCAAUUACUGUGAAGCAAUCUGUAUCUCCCUCACACCAAAUUUUGAAAUGUGAUGAGGUGUUUAUCAAAUUUUUAUAUUUUUAAUCCUUUUUAUCGAAA
Molecule: messenger RNA, 2262 nt
Organism: Mangifera indica (mango)
Lineage: Eukaryota; Viridiplantae; Streptophyta; Magnoliopsida; Sapindales; Anacardiaceae
Product: aluminum-activated malate transporter 4-like
Exons: 6
Coding region: 356-2062 (568 amino acids)
Biological process (GO): malate transport
Cellular component (GO): plant-type vacuole membrane
Source: RefSeq, a predicted model, not a curated record